Molecule: messenger RNA, 1769 nt
Organism: Pseudophryne corroboree (corroboree frog)
Lineage: Eukaryota; Metazoa; Chordata; Amphibia; Anura; Myobatrachidae
Product: GLIPR1-like protein 1
Exons: 6
Coding region: 71-793 (240 amino acids)
Cellular component (GO): extracellular region
Source: RefSeq, a predicted model, not a curated record
UAGCAGCAGUUGGUAGGUGGGGCUUGUCUCCUAAGCAGCCAUCUUAAUCAGCUGCCAGCUGCUUCCAGACAUGUUGUAUCUCGUGAUCUUGCUCCUCUGCCAUGUCAUCCUGGGAGCAGACCCUCCUUCCAUUACAGAUGUAAACUUCAUCAAGACCACCUUGGAGGCCCACAAUUUAAUACGGUCCAAAGUGACACCAACUGCUAGCAAUAUGAAAUACAUGACAUGGGAUUCAGAUUUAGCAAAAAUUGCUAAAUCUUGGACGAGUAAAUGUAUAUUUGACCAUAAUACCAACCUGCUCAUGAAAGGCCUACAUCCUGUGUUCAGUCCUGUUGGAGAAAACCUCUUAAUGGGACCAGGUACUGAAAUGAUGGGAAUAACCAAGAAAUGGGCAGAUGAAGUUGCUUACUAUAACUUUGAUACAAAUGGAUGCUUAACAGGAAAAAUGUGUGGCCAUUAUACUCAGGUUGUUUGGGCUAACUCUUACAAAGUUGGUUGCGCGGCUACCAAGUGUCCAGGCAGCUAUGGGUUCAUUGUAGCUUGUAACUAUGGACCAGCGGGCAACUUUAGGGGAAGUAAACCUUAUCAUUCCGGAGUCCCAUGCAGCGAAUGUCCAGGUGACCAAUGUGAGAACAACCUCUGCAAAAAUCCACAACGUGACGGGUUAAAGGAUUAUUCCAGUGGGUGUCCCCAUUCAACUACCUUGAAUUGCAAUUUGCCAUGCCUUAUUACUGUAGUAGUACUUGGUUUUCUAAUUAUCUUAAACUUUAUUAUGAUGAACACACCAUUGUAGGACAAUCAUUUAAAAGUGAAAAUAAUGCUAGAUGAGUACACUUUGUAUGUAUUGCUCAUUCAAGAUAUUCGCCAUCUGCAGUUUAAUUUAAUGUCUUUUCCUGUAUUAGUAUGUUUCAGUUGAAAUGUUUGUUAAAUUUAGAAUGUGAAAAAGAGCUUUUUUCUAUAGGGUACAGUAUCUUUGACAUAGUGGUAUAGGUAUUAAAUUAGUGGGUAUUGAUCUUAUUUAAAAAAAAAAAAGAAAUUCAUAGCCAAGUACAAACAUGGAGUCAAGCAUAAAAUACAUAUCUGCAUUAAUUAGAAAAGAUCCAAAGAAGCCAAUAAAUAGUUCCUCUUCUUGCUCUAGUUUGUUACAAGCUCCUUCACACAUGACAUGUAAGAAACUGAUGAGAUAAUGUAUUCUGCGCUCGGAUGCGAAGCUGCUCAGUCAAAUCCUGUAGUAAUGUAAAAUAAGAUACAAGCGCUAUGUAUUUAAUGUUUAAGCACUGAUAUGUACUUACCAUAUAUAUAUAUAUAUAUAUAUAUAUAUCAGUGCAUAAACAUUACAUACAUAGUGCUUGUAUUUAAUUUUGCGUGUAAGAAACUGAAAUUAAAUUACAUUGUGGGCACUGCAAGAUUGAUCAUACGUCAUGUUUUCUUAAUGGCGUCAGUUGAUCAAAACAUACAGGCUGAUGAUCUCAUCCAAAUGCAUUUUCUGGCCUCUGACAUAAAUUGAUACUGUAUGUGUUGUUUUGGGCCCGUAUACACCCAAUUGGCUGGCAGAAUAACACUGUAACUUGGCAUCUUUACAUUAUACAUUAGCAAUGCAUAGGAUAGGUGCCUCAAAAAAUCUUUAAAAUAGAUUUCAUUUAACACAAGAUAUGUGUUAUGCAUAAGCAAUGUUAAAGUCAAUAUAGGUGAUAUAAGCAAUGUUUAAAGUCAAUAUCUUUUGUAACUUUAAAAACAUGUUUGGUUACCACAUUAAACUGUUAACAGAA